AAAGUAUAAAUAAAGGUAGAGGAGGGAAGUGGAAAAGCUGUUUUGUUGUGUUAGGAAAAAACAAAGUAGCUAUAUGUUUUCUGUCAGCACUUGUACUCUUCCCUCCCAAUUCCCUCCACCCUACCCAUGCCGUCGCCUCUGCCGACUCACCGUCGUCUGUUCCUCCUUCCGACGCCGAAGCCGCAGCCGCAGACGCCACAACAAGGUCUUCCUCCCUGCCACCACCUCCACCUCUUCCUCAUCCGAACACAAGUUCGAAGCUGUCAUCGACCUCACUCCCCUGACCGCUUUCCAAUCUAGCAUUCGCCGAUUCAUACUUUCCGGAAGAGACGCUUACGUCGAUUUGCAAACCCUCCUUACUCUCGACCACAACCGCAGACUCGUCGUUUCCUGCCGCCGUUCCACCUUGCAUUUCCUCGGAACUUCGGCGGCUUUGACCUUGCUCACGUUUUCCGUUUUCAGCGUUUUGGCCCGAUUGAUUUCUAGGUUUUCGUCGUGGCGUCAUAACGCUUCUAACAAUAGGCCUCUUUUGGUGCGGAGAGACCGGAGUCUCGGCGGAAAAGAGGUGGUUGUUGCGUGGGGCCAGAGGAGCAAUUCUAAUCCGUUAUCACCCGCGGUUCGGGACUCUGUGAAGCGCUCCACGAAGAAUAAGGUUCGGUUUGAAAGAAAAUUGCCCGAAUGGUGGCCUACCGUUGUCAAUGCCAACGGCUAUGUUUUUGAUGCGGGUGAACAGGAGGAAUACAAGAGAGAGGCUUACAGAGUGGUUCGAGCAAUUACAAACAGUAGAUUGGGCGGGAAUGACAUCAUGGAGAGUGAUAUAGUUCAAUUACGUCAACUGUGCAGAACUUCCGGUGUGCAAGUGUCUGUUGAACCAACAAAUGUCCGGGACAACUUGUAUCGAGCAUCUGUUAACUUUGUUUUAAAUGUGUGCAGCAGGGCACCAACUUACUCUACAUCAAUUGAUAUUAAUGGUGAGGAUGCUUCUCAAUUCCUUGCUGGAUUUGCUGAAAAUAUUGGCCUUCAAAAUGUUCGUGCUGCAACAAUUGUGUCUGCCGCUGUUGCUGCUCGCACGCGCUCCUGUCUUCUACAGGCUUGGGCUCUGGAAAUGCAAGGAAAACAGGUUGAGGCUAUGGUGGAACUGUCAAAGAUAUGCCUUCUUCUACGAAUAUUUCCUCCUGAGGAGUCGUCACCUGAAAUGGAGAUGGUUAGUCGGGGCCUCGAAAAGCACUUGAAACUGGAACAAAGAAAACACCUUAUGUUUCUCUUUGGUAAAGUUUGUGGCGAAGACAGUCAUAGGAUUGCUAGAGAAGCGCUUGGUUUGAUGCAUUCCCAAAAUGGUAGCUCUGACCAACUUGAAGACACCACGCUCCCUGAAAAUUAAUCUCCGCCUUCAGCCUCGAUUGGGAAAAACAACUGACUGAAGAUGCAUGCAUUCCUUUAAAACAUAUACAAGAUUAAUUGUUUUUUAUUACAUCUGUUUAUUCAAUAAUAUUUAAAUGGUUUCUUUCAGUAACGCAUAUUAUUGUAAGACAGUUCUUUUAUGGUCUCCAAUGCUAGCAUUUUAAUGGUUUUAUUGUAUUUUUAUCAUUAUUGAUUUAAAGAGCAAAUAUGUCAUCUGACUUUAACAUAAAACUUAUCACUUCCUCACUGUUACAGCUACCUAGCUUCAUUUGAUAAACAGACAACCAUGACAGCGGGCACCAGGAUGAUCCUUGUUUAAGAAUAAAGUACACACAAGGUUUAAUUAAAAUAAGUAAUUACUAAUAGUUGCUAACAUGAAAAUAUUUUACAGGAGUGGGUGCUUUGCAUAGGGCUGUGACGCCAUGAGGUUUGAUGAAUUGAAGUGAAGAUUUAGUUGAUUGACGAGUGUUCCAGACCUUUGGGUGACACAAGGGUGGUGAUUUUUAUGGAGAAUCUUGCUGAGGGGACAUGAUGACAGAAAUUUGAUGGAGUGGAUUUUGCCUUGCAAGAUGGUUUACAUGCACUGUGUCUGUCAGUUUGCAUGCAGAGACACGCAUGCUAUAUUACGCCAGGUUAAACAAUUCUCUUUAUACUUUUGCUUGUGCUUCUGCGUGUGGUAGAUUAUUUGUAAGGAUUAUCUUAAUAAUUAUUAAUAUUAAUAGGAAAUAAGUUUUUUAUUCACUUAA
Messenger RNA from Vigna umbellata (rice bean), 2147 nucleotides. Its product is annotated as phosphoribosylformylglycinamidine synthase. The record is from RefSeq and is a predicted model, not a curated record. Lineage: Eukaryota; Viridiplantae; Streptophyta; Magnoliopsida; Fabales; Fabaceae.